ACAUCAAAAACCCUAACCAAGACAAAACCCUAACGCAAUCCGAAGCUCAAAGAUGGCGAAGUCAAUGAGAUCCAAGAAAGAGAAGAGGCUGAGAGCCAUAAGGCGGGAGCUAGUGACGCCUCUAUACGAUAAGAAAGACGAAGCUAAACUCGCCGCUCAAGAAGCUGCCCUUGCCGCUCCUAAGCUCCCUGUUCGUAUUCCACAAAACAGUGACACGUCUAUGGAUGUAAACACAACCACCACCACUACUGUUUCAACGAAUAAUGAUAUGGACGUGGAGAUGGCUGAUGGCAAUCAAAACAAAAGCUCCUUGAAGCCUGUUGGAGGAGUAGGAAAGAAGUCUCUAAAGAAGUUAAAACUUAAGAAAAACAAGCGCCGUGGUAAGGGCUGGAAGAAGCAAGAUUAUUAGUUUUAUAAAAGAUUCUGAGUUUAUAAACUUACUCUUCCUGUUUGUAGUGAGGCAAUUUAAAUUUUACCUUUUUGACAUUGUGAUAUUACAAUGCCUUAGAAAUGAGUUGUGAGCUAAUGUUUGGCUUGCAAUAUUGUUGAGCAAGCACAAGUUGAUGCAAAUGAAGUUUGAGCUAUUACAUCUUA
Mangifera indica (mango) is the source of this 594-nucleotide messenger RNA. RefSeq lists its product as uncharacterized. The record is from RefSeq and is a predicted model, not a curated record. The transcript is spliced from 2 exons. NCBI's taxonomy places the organism in Eukaryota, Viridiplantae, Streptophyta, Magnoliopsida, Sapindales, Anacardiaceae. The coding region runs from base 53 to 409 and encodes 118 amino acids.